Messenger RNA from Lactuca sativa (garden lettuce), 533 nucleotides. RefSeq lists its product as uncharacterized. The record is from RefSeq and is a predicted model, not a curated record. NCBI's taxonomy places the organism in Eukaryota, Viridiplantae, Streptophyta, Magnoliopsida, Asterales, Asteraceae.
AUUGUGCGUCCCCAUUUUUCUGUCACAACCUCCGGUUUGGGUUUUUUUGAUCAUCAUGGAAUUCAAAAGCAUGGAGGAAUUCUGGCCUUUCUACAUGAAACAACACUCAAAACCAGCAACAAGAAGAUUGCAUUUUAUUAGCACACUGUUGAGUCUUCCGAUACUGAUAUAUGCACUUGUGUUUAAUUGGUUGUUCUUGUUCAUUGUUCCCUUUACUUCAUAUGGUCUAGCUUGGUAUAGUCAUUUCUAUAUUGAAAAAAACAUUCCUGCAACUUUUGAUUAUCCAUUAUGGUCUUUGCUGUGUGAUUUUAAGAUGUUUGGUUUCAUGCUCACUGGUCAGAUGGAUAAAGAACUCAAAAGGUUACGUAAAAGGCAGGUUUGAUGCUGAAGUGUUGAUUGGUCAUAUUGAUAAAGAAAUAAAAUCUUGUAUUUGUAUGGCAGGUCUAUGAAUGCCUUCUCUUUGGCUUUUGUUGUGUAUUUUGUGUAAUAUGUAUCAAAAAAAUGUGGUAUUUGAAGUGAAAGUUGAAGUGUUA